AUGGGAAAGGAUUUUGAAUAAAUUAAAUGCCAAUUCAAUCACACAUCUCCUAUUCAAUUCUUUGUUUUAGAUGACACUUAGGAUUUAAAAGCUAAAUUCUUCUGUCAAAAAUGCUUAACUACUUAAACCUUACCCAAUAAUGCUAAAUCAUUUAAUGAGGCAAAAGAAAAGAUACUGCAAUAGAAAUAAUAAUAGCUUGAAAUAACAAAAAUAUUAAUUUAGAAGAAAGUGUAAUUGAUAGAACAAUUAGCAAUUGAAAUCGAUAGUUUUAAAACAUUCAUUAUGCAAUAGAUGAAUUAAUCAUAAUAGGAUAUUAAAUUGUGGAGGCAGUAAUUAGAGACAUCUUACUUGGAAGAAAAGAAUAUCGAUUUCGAAUCAGAAAUGGAAUCAUUUCAUUUAAAUUCAGAAGAGUAUAAAUUAAAAGAGCAAAUCAGAAUUGAGCAAAAGCUUCUCAAUUUCAAUAAUUCAUUUAAUCAAAAGAUACACCUCAAAAUAAAGUGCUUCUUUAAUUUAGAGGAAUUUUAGAAAUGUUAAUAAAUCCUUGAUAAAAGUGUUGAUGGUUCUGAAUUACAAAACUUACAAUAAUAAUAGGAGGAAUUUGAGCUGAAUAAAACAUUAGUAAUUCAAAACUUUCCAAACAAAUGGUUUCUGCUUGGAAAGUUUGAUCAUAUCUAAGAUAGUAUAAAAUAACAUCUUUUGAAUUGGAGAACUUACACUUAGAAUACAAUGGAGAUUGUACAAUUUUAUGAUGAUAUGAAUCACAAUUAUGAGUUCCUAACCUAUUUGUUCCCCAAUUUUUAUAAGAGUAAAUAUAAUCCGAAGAGUACCAGACUAACUCCAUAAGAGCGAAACGAAAUCAUAAAUAAUGAAUAAGUGGCAAAAUAGUUAGUUGAAAACUUUUAAAUGUAUCUGUUUUUUGCAGGGUUAUAAAUGUAAGAAGAUAAAAUAAAUGUUUAGAAUGAAAAGUAAUUUAAAAGUUUCAGGAAUUAAACUAAUAGAGAGGGGUUGUAAAGAGUAAUCUCAUCAUUGAGUGUAUUGAAUUAACGGAAGUAUGCAUUGUUACUUGUGAAAUUCAUAAAGGAAGCUGAUUUCUUUUAUGAUUCUAUAUUUCUUUAUUAUGAUCUGUUGUAGGAGGAGGGCAACUAGGAUUAAAAUGCGUUGAGUUUUGAAAAAGUAAGAGAAUCUUAUGUGUAAUUGGAAAUCAUGAAUUAAGAAUGGGUAUCAUCUAAGAUUUUAACAAAUAAAACUUUGGAUGUUUGAAAUUAUCUAAAACAUAUAUAUAAGAGUUGAAUAUAAUGAUU
Molecule: messenger RNA, 1301 nt
Organism: Paramecium tetraurelia
Lineage: Eukaryota; Ciliophora; Oligohymenophorea; Peniculida; Parameciidae
Exons: 2
Cellular component (GO): membrane
Molecular function (GO): opioid growth factor receptor activity
Source: RefSeq, a predicted model, not a curated record